This is a messenger RNA of Ectocarpus siliculosus, 755 nucleotides long. Lineage: Eukaryota; Phaeophyceae; Ectocarpales; Ectocarpaceae. The record is from the annotation of a GenBank genome assembly.
AUCCCUUUGCUCUUCGCUAAAACAUGAGCUACUACAACAACGACGGUGGUGGUGGCGGGUACGGAGGUGGUGGCGGAUACGGGGGUGGUGGGGGCCGUGGUGGCGGCGGAUACGGCGGUGGUGGAUAUGGAGGAGGAGGAGGAGGAAGGGGUGGCGGUGGCAACAAGCGCCCAGGGGAUUGGGAAUGCCCCAGCUGCGGAAACAACUGCUUUGCCUCUCGCAGCGAGUGCAACCGCUGCCAGACCCCCAAGCCGGCCGGGGCGGGCGGUGGGGGCGGUGGCUAUGGCGGCGGCGGUGGCGGCUAUGGCGGCGGUGGUGGCGGCGGAUACGGUGGCGGCGGCCGUGGCGGUGGCGGCGGCCGUGGCGGUGGCGGGAGGGAGGGCGACUGGACUUGCCCUAGCUGCGGCAACAACUGCUUCGCCUUCCGCCAAGAGUGCAACCGCUGCCAGACUCCCAAGCCUGGGGGAGAAGGUGGUGGUGGCGGCGGCGGCGGCGGUGGGUACGGCGGCGGCGGGCGUAGCGGUGGCGGUGGGUACGGUGGAGGCGGUGGUCGCGGUGGGGGUGGCGGCGGCGGCGGAAGGGAGGGAGACUGGACGUGUCCCAGCUGCGGCAACAUCUGCUUCGCCUUCCGCAACGAGUGCAACCGCUGCCAGACCCCCAAGCCUAACGGUGGCGGAGGCGGAGGCGGAGGCGGGGGCGGAGUCGGCCGCGGCCGUGAUGAAAGGCUUGUUCCAACGACCGUCGCAGCUGUCUGA